This is a messenger RNA of Mya arenaria, 461 nucleotides long. RefSeq names its product 60S ribosomal protein L31-like. Gene Ontology annotation, molecular function: structural constituent of ribosome. The record is from RefSeq and is a predicted model, not a curated record. The coding region runs from base 30 to 413 and encodes 127 amino acids. Lineage: Eukaryota; Metazoa; Mollusca; Bivalvia; Myida; Myidae. Gene Ontology annotation, cellular component: cytosolic large ribosomal subunit; ribosome. The transcript has 5 exons. Gene Ontology annotation, biological process: cytoplasmic translation.
UUUUUUCCUCCAUAUUUGCUAGCAGCACUAUGGCUCCUCGUAAGGGAGGCAAGGACGGUAAGCAGAAGCCCAAGUCCACCAUCAAUGAAGUUAUAACGAAGGAGUGCACCAUCAACUUGCACAAGAGGGUCUUCGGAAUUGGUUUCAAGAAGAGGGCCCCUCGUGCUAUCAAUGAGAUCCGUAGAUUUGCUGAGAAGAUGAUGGGUACCAAUGAUGUCCGUAUUGAGGCUCGGCUUAACAAACACAUCUGGUCCAAAGGCAUCCGGAGCGUUCCAUACAGAGUUCGUGUUCGUCUGGCGAGAAAGCGUAACGAGGAUGAGGACUCUGUCCACAGGCUGUACACACUUGUCACAUACGUGCCCUGCACUUCCUUUAAAGGAUCCCAUACAUUGAAUGUUGACAAUGACUCCUAGAUGAGCGAUUUAUAUGUACAGCAAAGAAAAAUAAAGAAAAAAAAACUA